Vicia villosa (hairy vetch) is the source of this 492-nucleotide messenger RNA. RefSeq lists its product as uncharacterized. Lineage: Eukaryota; Viridiplantae; Streptophyta; Magnoliopsida; Fabales; Fabaceae. The record is from RefSeq and is a predicted model, not a curated record. The transcript has 4 exons. The coding region runs from base 1 to 492 and encodes 163 amino acids.
AUGGCUCCUUACAAACCAUCGGUGUCACAAUUGGUUGAGUUAAAAAAACAACUGAUAGAAUUUCUUGAGAAGAAGUUUGUUCGACUGAGUGUUUACCCGUGGGGUGCUCCUGUGUUGUUAGUUAAGAAGAAAGAUGGAUGUAUAAGAUUAUGUGUGGACCCUAGGAAGUUGAACAAGGUGACUAUUGAGAUUAAGUAUCCCCUUCAAAGGAUUGACGAUUUGAUGGACCAACUGGUUAACAUUCUGAAGGCUGUUUCUAUUUUGAAAGUUGAUAACAUUUAUGUUGCUAUGGAGAAGAAAUAUAAUAGAUAUACUUCAGAUAAUUCCACGGAUCUUUUCAAUAAAAGUAACUACAAUACUGCUAAACAUGUAUGGGAAGCUUUGCAGAAGAAAUAUGAUAUUGAAGAAGCAGGUGCAAAGAAAUAUGUUGUCAACUGCUACUUGAACUAUAAGAUGGUGGUUGAAAGUUCUGUGGAAGCUCAUAGACACUAG